This is a messenger RNA of Punctularia strigosozonata HHB-11173 SS5, 6242 nucleotides long. RefSeq names its product leucyl-tRNA synthetase. Gene Ontology annotation, biological process: leucyl-tRNA aminoacylation. Gene Ontology annotation, molecular function: ATP binding; aminoacyl-tRNA deacylase activity; leucine-tRNA ligase activity. The record is from RefSeq and is a predicted model, not a curated record. The transcript is spliced from 26 exons. The coding region runs from base 440 to 3700 and encodes 1086 amino acids. NCBI's taxonomy places the organism in Eukaryota, Fungi, Basidiomycota, Agaricomycetes, Corticiales, Punctulariaceae.
ACACGUACUCUCUCAACGGCUCGUGCUUGCAGCUGACUCGGAGAUCCACUCGCGCUGAGCAUUGAAGAGCAUCAUGUGAUCAUUGAAAAAAUACCGCGUCGCGUGUGUCGCGCCCCGAGAUCCAGGUCGACUCUGCAAGCUGCAGGAAACACUACUGUCCCCCCGAGCGCGAGGACCUGCAGACCGAGUCAGGACCCUCUUGCAGCUUGGCCUUGAGCACUGGUGACUCUUGUAUAUCCUUCCUUGUUUUCCACUCCGCGGUCGGUGCAGGGUGUUAAAGAGUCAUCGAGUCCCAACUACUGAAGCCGUAGGGCUUUACGGUGCAGUUGAGGAGGCAACUCGAGAUCGAUAGUGACUCGUCUAUCUGAUUCAAGAAGCCACCAUUCUUUCCCUCAUCGGUGUUUUCAAGCGCCCCUGUAAUAUAAUCCGUAACCGCAGAAUGGCCAGCACCAUCGAGCUCGGGCAGACGGCCAAGCGCGACUUCAUCAUCGGCCUCGAGAAAAAGUAUCAGCAACGAUGGGCGGAAGAGCGCGUCUUCGAGGUCGACCCACCGACUCCUGAAGAGACCGCUCAGCUGUCCCCCACCGAAAUACGAGAAAAGUUCCCCAAGUGGUUCGGCAACUUCCCCUACCCGUACAUGAACGGAUCCCUUCACCUCGGCCAUGCCUUCACCAUCUCCAAGAUCGAGUUCUCUGCCGGAUUCGAGCGGAUGUUGGGCAAGCGCGCGCUGUUCCCUCAUGGUUUCCACUGCACGGGAAUGCCGAUCAAGGCGGCUUCCGACAAGAUCAUUCGCGAGAUGGAGAUGUUUGGCGAAGAUUUCGAAAAGUUUGCGCCAGAAGCGGAACCCGAAGCGCCCACCGCCUCGUCGCAGGCUGGUCCUGGAGAGUCCAAGCCCGUUGACAAAGCUAAGAAGGGGAAGGUUGCGGCGAAGGCUACCGGACACACGUACCAGUUCCAGAUCAUGGAGGCCAUCGGUGUACCGCGCCAGGAAAUCAAGAAGUUCGCAGACCCUUACUAUUGGCUGACUUACUUCCCACCCAUCGCGAAGGAAGACCACGCCGCUUUUGGGUCUCGAAUCGACUGGCGAAGAUCGUUCAUCACGACAGACGUGAACCCCUACUACGACUCGUUCGUGAGGUGGCAGAUGAACAAACUGCACAAGAUGGGCAAGAUCAAGUUUGGGGAACGAUACACUAUCUACAGCCCGAAGGACGGUCAGCCAUGCAUGGACCACGACCGGUCGGACGGCGAGGGCGUCGGUCCGCAGGAGUACACCGCGAUCAAGAUGGAGGUCGUAGACUGGAGUCCGGCCGCGAAAGCCGACAUCGAGGGCAAGGUCGGCGGACGGAAGGUGUACUUGGUGGCGGCGACUCUGCGGCCCGAGACAAUGUAUGGUCAGACGAACUGCUUCGUCGGCACGGCCAUCAAGUACGGGGUGUUCGCCGCGAACGACAAGGAGGCGUACGUGACCACCUACCGAGCGGCGAGGAACAUGGCCUUCCAGGGCGUCUUCUCGCAGAAUGGCAAGGUCGAGCAGCUGCUGGAGAUCGACGGUGCCAAGAUUGUCGGCACCAAGAUCAAGGCGCCUUUCGCCGUACACCCCGAGGUUUACGUCUUGCCCAUGGAGAAUGUCCUCCCGACCAAGGGCACCGGUGUCGUGACCUCCGUCCCUUCGGACUCGCCUGAUGACUAUGCGACCCUGAUGGACCUCCGCAAGAAGGCUGAAUUCUACAAAAUUGAUCCUUCAUGGGCAGCGAUCGACCCAGUGCCCGUGCUUUCCACGCCGACGUAUGGUGAACUCACUGCGCCAGCGCUGGUGAAGCAGCUGAAGAUUCAAUCCCAGAAGGACGUCAAGCAGCUAGCUGAAGCCAAGGAGAUCGCGUACAAGGAGGGCUUCUACAGCGGAACGAUGCUCGUAGGAGAGUUCAAGGGCCUUUCCGUUCAGGACGCCAAGCCGAAGGUGCGGGAGAGCAUGAUCGCCCAGGGACUCGCGUUUGCGUACGCGGAGCCCGAGGGUUUGGUCAUUUCCCGAAGUGCAGACGAGUGUGUUGUCGCCCUAAUGGACCAGUGGUAUCUGGAUUAUGGAGAGACCGAAUGGCGGAAGCAAGCCGAGAAGUUGGUUGCUCGUAUGGAGCUGUACAACAACGAGACGAGGAACGCGUUCGAGGGUAUACUGGCAUGGCUGAACCAAUGGGCAUGCGCUCGCACCUACGGACUUGGUUCCAAGCUACCCUGGGAUCCCCAGUUCUUGGUGGAGUCUUUGAGCGACUCAACCAUCUACAUGUCCUACUACACGGUCGCUCAUCUUUUGCAAGGCGGUGUGAUUGACGGUAGCAAGCCGGGACCGUUGGGUGUCACUGCAGAUCAAAUGACGGACGAAGUUUGGGAGUACAUUUUCGCUAAGGGCCCCUGGCCAGAAUCCGCUCCCCUGCCCAAAGAGAAGGCGGACCGCAUGAAAUACGAGUUCGAGUACUUUUAUCCCUUCGAGAUCCGCUCGUCCGGCAAGGACCUCAUCGGCAACCACUUGACUUUCGCCGUCUACUGCCACGCCGCGAUCUUCCCGGAGGAGUACUGGCCGCGGAGCAUGCGGGCGAACGGCCACUUGAUGCUCAACGGCAAGAAGAUGAGCAAGAGCACGGGCAACUCGUUGACCAUGCGCGAGUCCGUCGAGAAAUUCGGUGCGGAUGCAACGAGGUUGUCGUUGGCCGACGCUGGCGAUGGUAUCGAGGAUGCCAACUUCGAGGAGAAGACCGCGAACGCGAACAUCCUGCGUCUGCAUACGCUCAUCAACUGGUGUGAGGAGAUCCUCCAGGACAAGUCUCUUCGCAGUGGACCGCGGAACUACCACGAUUGCGUCUUUGAGGAAGAAGUCAAGGAUUUGAUCAACAUCACCAAGGAACACUACGCCGAGAUGCACUACAAGGAUGCGGUCAAGUAUGGCUUCUACGAACUCCAAUCGGCUCGCGACUGGUACCGAGAAGUUACUGCCGACGUUGGCAUGCAUGCGGAGCUCGUGGAGUACUGGGUUCGCAGUGCCGCCCUGCUCAUCGCGCCCGUCGCACCGCACUUCGCCGAGCACAUAUGGAGCACGGUCUUGAAGGAGCCCAAGUCGGUGCAGUUCGCGCUUUGGCCGACUCCAUCCACGGACGUGGAGCGCAGCGUCGUCGAGGCUGGCGCCUACAUGCGUGGCACCGUCAAGAUGGUCCGCGACGCGGAGCUGAACGUGCUGAAGAAAAUGAACAAGGCGAAGGGCGGGCCGCCACCUUUCGACCCGAAGAAGCCGCGGUCCGUGCGGGUGUACGUCGCGUCGUCAUUCCCCGAAUGGCAGGAACAGUGCGUGCAGGCCAUCAAGGAUGCCUACGCGCCGGAGGCGGAUAAGGUGGACGACGCCAAAGUUCGGGAGAUCUUGACCAAGCAAGGUCUCAUCAAGAACAAGAUGGCGAUGCCGUUCGUUCAAGCAUUUAAGAAACGUAUGGCUCAGUUGGGUGCUAAGACCGCCUUCCAGCGCUCGCUUCUGUUCUCGGAGAUCGAAGUGCUGAAGGAGAUCCUGCCGUAUCUGAAGAAGUCGCUCAAUCUGGUGGACGUAGAGGUGCUGUCGGUGGAAGAGGCCCUUCAACACGCUGGGGAACCUGGCUUCAACAGAGCUAUCAUCGAGGCCUCUGAGCCCGGCGCACCGGCUUUUGAGUUCCGCAAUGUGUAGAAUUGUGCAAUAGAUUAUCGCAAUAGCUCCAUGUACGCUUGGUUGGGCAUUAGUUUAGGGGCUUCGAUGACGUUUGAUGUAAACGCGCGAACACUGCCAUCUAUACGUUCAAGACCACCCCGUCUCAUACCUUUCCUUGACCUUGAUCGCGACUCCAUCACCCAUCAUUCUCUUCGUGUAUUACAUCCUCAACCUCAGCGCUCCUUGAACCAUGACCGACACGCCCCACGAAGAGGCCGAAGCUGUUCCGCCCGCGCAGCGCAGCAGCUGGACCUCGUUCCUCAAAUCAAUCGCGUCCUUCUCCGGAGACCUCUCGUCCUUGACCGCCCCGCCCUUCAUCCUCUCCCCCGUUUCGUUGACCGAGUUCCCAGCCUACUGGUGUGAACGCCCCGAGCUGUUUUCAGCCAUUGCCGAUGGAAAGAAUGGUGAAGAACGGGCUAUCGCGGUCCUGCGGUGGUUCAUCUCAACGCUGAAGGGACAAUACACGUCCAGGAACGAGUCCAUGGGGUCGGAAAAGAAACCGCUCAACCCUGUCCUUGGAGAGUUGUUCUACGGAUAUUGGCCGGACAAGCACGGCCGGGGUCAGACAAAUUUGGUCGUUGAGCAGGUGUCACACCAUCCGCCUAUCACGGCCUACUACAUCGAGAACCCCAGCAAGGGCAUCUCACUCCAGGGCCACAGUGCACAGAAGACCAGCUUCUCUGGAGGCAACAUCAUCGUGAGGCAGGUCGGACAUGCUGUGUUGACUCUGAACCUACCCGACGGAAACAAGGAGGAGUACCUCAUCACCCUGCCGAAGCUUCGAAUCGAAGGUCUAUGGUACGGCUCGCCUUACAUCGAACUCGCCGAAACGUCGUACAUUUCCGGUUCGAAUGGAUGGUUAACGACCAUCGAGUACAAGGGCAAGGGUUACUUCUCUGGCAAAUCACACACGUUCAAGGCGGUUAUGACUCCUGGCUUCGGUGCCGGCUCGCCCACGCACACUUUUGAGGGCCAAUGGCACACCAACUCGAAGAACGUCAAGACCGGGGAGACUUUCCACGACGUGAGCGCGCCCAAAGAGGAGGUCACUGUCGCGCCGGUGGAUAAGAUGGACGACUUUGAGAGCCGAAAGCUCUGGGGCAAAGUUGCGAAGGGUAUUCGCGAGGGUGAUUACGAAACUGCUAGCAAGGAGAAGAGUAAGAUUGAGAAUGAUCAACGACAGCGGAGGAAGGAUGAAGCUGCAGGCGGCACCACGUGGCCCUUGAAGCACUUCCUGCACGUCGAGAGCGACCCGACGUACGCCGUCUUGGGCCGGUACUUCAAGGCUACACCUGCAACUGAAGACGUUUAUACCUAUCGGAACAACGGGCCUGCGAUGCCACCCGCCUGAGUAUGGCCUAAUGCAUUUUUACCGACUAUUGUACAUUGCUACGCGGGGGCACGCCUUCUAUGUGACAGUAGCUGAUGCAGCAUGUACACACCGAGGAAAUUAUCAAUAUCGUUGGAUGAAUACGAAGCCGUGAAAACUUCCGUGUAGAGGAGCUCCCUAUGGUGUCGCAUUUAGUUACCUGCGUGUCGCUCCAGUAUGUCGUAGUGUCCUGGUCUAUACAGGAGAAUCAAUGGCUCCAUCUCUCCGUCUUCGGCGUAAACGAAAUCUACGAAAUCCGCAACCUGACUGCGACCGUCCAGAUAUACGACGGAUACGUUGGCCUUCAUGGCGCGCGAGAGUGCCGUAACUUGAACGUGAUCCGCCUCCCGCCCGCAUGCUUCGACAAAGUUUUCACAGAAGGGAACGACGCCCAUGGGCUCUUGCGUCUCAGGAUGGAAGAUGAAUGGCUCGUAUGCUUCCGGAUCGAGACGCAUGUGCGCUGACGUCAAAAAUCUGAGAUACACAACCACCGAGUUUGAGACUUCCGGUGACUGGAAGGCUUCCAAGAGCGUUUCGUCAGUGAGUACCGAGCCCCCAGGACUUGGCUGAACGAUCUGUUGAAUAAGUGACGCGAAGACGUCGUAGAAAUCCUCAAAGACCAUCCGCUGAAAGCCGGCAGUCUCCAGCAGAGGGAGGGUGCUCUCCAGAUGGGACACCGCGCUCGCGACAGCCAGUUCACCAUCUGGAGAAUGGAGGAGUCGUUGGAUGUACGCGAACGCCCAGGAGCGGUAGAAGCAGUCUCCGUCGCCGCGCGUUCGUCGCACUCCUUUGAAUCCCUUCUUGACGAGACCAUCAAUUUGAACGACGAACAGCCCGUUUCCGGCUUCGUACUCUUCUCGGAGCACCGAGAUGUCCAUGAUUUUGUCAAUCAGGGGUCUCUCAGGGACUGCGUCUUUCAUCAAAGCAUCAUUCAGCUCAUGGAGCUCGGCCGGUGUCAAGUUCGCAUAUUCUGGAUUCGUGAUUCCUGCUGGGGUUGACAAUGAGCUCUCCGUCAAGGAAGGAAGCUCGCCGCCACCUAAUCUUGGCGCGUGGGGUGGCCCGUCUGUGUUGGACAUCGUCUUGAAGGGUGUAUAUAGUCCGGAUUCAAGAAGCUGAUAUUAUGAUCACGAUGCUAGUGAAGCUCAAGUACAA